AUGGCAAGUGCAGGUGAAUCUAUUCUUGCGUUGAAAGGGGAAAGAACUUCCGGGAACUCGAUCCGUAGUCAAAAUGGUAAGUAGUUGUUUUAAUAGUUAUGAUUUUUGUAUUAUAAUUUUAGUUAUGGCUGCCGCGACCAUCGCUAAUGUUGUAAAGACCUCAUUGGGCCCUGUCGGUUUAGAUAAAAUGCUUGUUGAUGAUGUCGGAGAUGUUACCGUUACCAAUGAUGGAGCCACUAUCCUCAAAAUGUUGGAGGUUGAGCAUCCAGCGGGAAAGAUCUUGGUUGAAUUAGCGCAGCUUCAAGAUGAGGAAGUUGGAGAUGGAACCACUUCCGUUGUUAUUGUCGCCGCCGAACUCUUGAAAGCUGCGGAUGAAUUGGUCAAGCAGAAGUUACAUCCAACAACUGUAAUCAAUGGCUACAGAUUGGCUUGUAAGGAGGCCGUGAGGUAUAUGACUGAGAAUCUCUCGUUCACCGUUGAAGAAUUGGAUAGGAACAAUCUGAUCAAGGCCGCCAAGACUUCAAUGUCUUCUAAAUUGAUAGGAUCGUAAGUUUUUCUUUUUCGUCUCUAUUUGUUGUUUACAUUUUUAGUGAUGCUGACUUUUUUGCCAAUCUCUGCGUGGAAGCAGCUCAAUUGGUUAAAGUUGUGGAGCCUUCAGGCAAGAGCAUUUAUCCAAUCUCUGCUGUUAAUGUCCUCAAAGCACAUGGAAAGUCAUCUCGUGAAACUCAACUCAUCAAGGGAUAUGCUCUAAAUUGCACAAGGGCCAGUGACGGUUGGUUUAUCCCAUUUUUAUUACUUUUCAUUUUUUCUUUAUUGUGUAGCUAUGCCUCGACGACUUGAGAACCCAAAAAUUGCGUGUUUGGAUUUCUCCCUCCAGAAAGCUAAGAUGCAUCUCGGGGUUUCUGUUGUUGUUGAAGAUCCCGAAAAAUUGGAGGCAAUCAGAAGAGAGUAGGUGUUAUAAUUGAUUGUUGUAAUAUUAUUCUAGGGAGAUGGAUAUCACCAAACGAAGAAUUGAGAAGAUUCUGAAGGCUGGAGCUAAUGUUAUCCUGACUACUGGUGGCAUCGAUGAUUUGUGCCUAAAACAGUUUGUUGAAGCCGGGGCCAUGGCUGUCAGAAGGUGCCGAAAGAUUGAUCUGAAAAGAAUUGCCAAAGCAUGCGGAGGUAAGGAUUUUUAUUGCGGUCCUUUGUUACUUAUUUUAAGUUGGUUUAUGAUUGUUUGAAUUUUAGCUACUCUCACCGCGUCUUUGGCAACUCUGGAAGGAGAUGAACAGUUCGAAUCGGCGUGGCUCGGAUCAGCUGACGAGAUUGUUCAAGAAAGAAUCUCUGACAACGAACUUAUCCUCAUCAAGAACACCAAAGCCAGAACCUCAGCUUCAAUCAUCUUGAGGGGAGCCAACGAUGUGAUGUUGGAUGAAAUGGAACGCUCUCUCCAUGAUGCACUUUGUGUUGUCAAGAGAGUUCUGGAGAGCAAGAAGUUGGUGGUUGGAGGUGGGGCUGUCGAAGCUGCUCUCAAUGUUUAUCUGGAGAACUUUGCCACAACUUUGGUAAUCCUUAGUUUUUAGAAAGAUAAAUGUUUCAUUCAUUUCAGGCUAGCCGGGAGCAAUUAGCCGUUGGAGAAUUCGCAAAUGCUCUCCUUGUUAUCCCCAAGACCUUGGCCUCGAAUGCGGCCAAGGACGCCACACAAUUGGUUGCCAAGCUCCGAGCUUUCCACAACAAAUCCCAACAAGACAAGAACAUGGUCCAUCUGAAGUGGGCGGGACUUGAUCUGGAGAAUGGAGAGAUCCUCGAUAACAAAGAGGCCGGAGUUUUCGAACCUCUGAUCAGCAAAGUGAAGAGUUUGAAGUUCGCCACCGAAGCUGCAAUCACUAUCCUCCGUAUCGAUGAUCUGAUCAAGUUGGAGAAGGAACAGCCAAGGUCUCAUGGCGAUGAAUGCGAUGCCUAA
Molecule: messenger RNA, 1942 nt
Organism: Bursaphelenchus xylophilus (pine wood nematode)
Lineage: Eukaryota; Metazoa; Nematoda; Chromadorea; Rhabditida; Aphelenchoididae
Source: the annotation of a GenBank genome assembly